Molecule: messenger RNA, 2340 nt
Organism: Vanessa atalanta (red admiral)
Lineage: Eukaryota; Metazoa; Arthropoda; Insecta; Lepidoptera; Nymphalidae
Gene: Oda
Product: ornithine decarboxylase antizyme
Biological process (GO): positive regulation of protein catabolic process
Cellular component (GO): nucleus; cytoplasm
Molecular function (GO): ornithine decarboxylase inhibitor activity
Source: RefSeq, a predicted model, not a curated record
UUUUGCCAGCAUUCAGCAAUCAUUCUGCCAUUGUGAAGGAGGCGUUUUCGCUGAUUUCUUUUGCGCUGCGCAAUUUAUUCGCGAGAAUCAACGGCCCGACCGUGUUUUUGUUUCAACGUUUAGUAAAGGCUUAACUACGUUUUAUCAAGAUGACCAAGUUGAUACAACAGUUAAAUUUUAGUAGUAGUAAUUACUACGAUGUCGCUGGCAUUGUCUUCGAACCCGAGACUUUGAAAGCGAAGACUUAUCAUGGCGAUGGCGCGUCCCUGAACGCGGCCGGUAGCAAGCGCACAGCUUUGUCGGCGUCGGACGCCGAGUGUUUUUCGCUGUGCCUGGGCGCCGGGCCUCUGUGGUGGUCCGAUGUCCCUGCUCAUGGCUCGGCACCGCCCGGAGGGGUGAGCAGCGGGGCUUCGAGCCCCGCAACACCGUCCACCCCCAUCCACGACGACAACAACCGUGACUUGUUGAGCGCCCUUCUUUGGGCAAGCGCAAGCUCCCUGAGCAGCAGCGCGGAGAGUCUAUCCACUGACUCUGUGCAGACCAACCCCGCACUACACCCCGAGCAAAGAGAAGCGGUCAUCGGUAAGAUCUUGGAACGCAAGGACAAGCAACCGGUUAAGAUCGAGUUUAAGAUCUUCCUCACAGAGAAUACUGUUACUCGCUGGGAAGCAGUAGUGAAGGGCGGUACCAUCUAUCUCCGCUUACCGGGAGUGUUACAGUCCGGCAGCAAGGAGAGUUUCAUUCUCUUGCUGGAUUUCGCUGAAGAACGACUCGGUUGUUCAAAUUGUAUCAUUUGCAUUCUGAAAAACCGUUCGGACCGAGCCACGCUACUCCGCACGUUCAUGUUCAUGGGAUUCCAACUUUUACCACCAACUUCGCCGCUGAUGCAAGAUAUCAACAACCCGGAAUACGUAUUCUUGCACUACAACAUGCAGUAACUGUCCUUGGUGUUGCCAGGUAAUAUUGUCCUACCAUACUAGUAGAAAAUAUAGACACUUGAAAAAAAAAAUGAUAUUCGACACUCUUUCGUUUUUCAACUAGCGGUAGUUUUUCGGUGUUGCCAAGGACGGUUUUCGACAGCUUCGUUAUAAUUAAAAGAAAAAUAUAUAUAUAAGUAUAAUUUUUCGUCAUUUUUCUAGUAGAUGUAGUUGAGAAGUUUAAAUUAAAGCUGUCAUUUUACAGUAUUCGAAGCACUUUCUCGUUUAAAAUCACAUCGGGCUUGCAUAGUGGUAACGUUAAGGCGCCAACAAGUCUAGUAUUUAGGUAUUUAGUAUAUUCUUAUAUUACUAUGAUUAAAUUAGGUAACUUGUGUUUCGUUUGAUUUCUUCGACUAGAUUAUUGUUUGUAGCAACACUUAGAACUGUCAAUCGUUUUUUUGUCGUUAAGGGAGUCAAAGGAAAUGUUAGUUGGUAGUUUAUUUUUCUACUAUAGCAGAUUUGAAUGAAAAACUAUCGAGUUUUAGUUCAAAACUGAAAUGAUAGAAUUUAUUUCUUUGUUAAUUAUACUAAUGGAUAUAUAUGUCGUCGUGUUUAUUCACCCACUCCGGGGGUAGAGCGAGAAAAAAAAACUAAAAAAAAAAUUAAAAAAAAUAUAAAAAUCUUAAAAAAAAAAAUGUUUGUAAUAUAUACAGCUCCAAUCCAGAUAUUAUUAGACACAGAUGUUUUUGUACAUGCGUCUAUGAAUGAAUUUUUAACUUUUUUUCAAAAUAUUAGCUACAUUCAGAGUAGCCUUUAAAGACGCCGUGUGCACAUUUAUAAAUCACAUCCACUUUUAAAAAAAAAAAAUCACUUUUGGACGAAAUAUUAAAGCCGAUUACACACGAGGAACCCAUCUAUGUCGAUGGAAGUUUCUUCUGUGUAACCAGCCUUAAUCGAUUGCAUACACAUUUAAAAUAAUUAGUAUUUAAGAGAUUUUGUGUUUCUUUUUUUCUUUUAUUACAUAUUAUUAUAUAAUUGUAUUACUUAUAACAUUUAUCGCUUUAUGUUAUAUCUUUAAAAUAUAUCCCAUUUAAAUUUAUAGAAAAACUUUUUCAUUAUUACCUGGUUUAAAAAAAAAAAAAAAAAACGAACUAAAUUAUUCAUCCACGUGUGAAUCUUAAUAUAUUUGAUAAACAAACAUAUUUCAGUAUUAACAAAAAUAAAUAUAUUUAAAUUCAUAACAUAAAGUGAGCAUGUGAGCAGUUUGUUCGUUCGAGCUUACUGGCUCAUGUGUUUUUUUUCAUACAGCGGUCUCCAAACAGUAUUUGGUUCGACAAAGUAUUACUUCAGUUGGGGCCCUGUCUGUAGUUUAGUUAUAAGUUUAUGUAAUAAUGGACGAAUAAUUAAAAAUAAUCUUUAAUCA